Molecule: messenger RNA, 723 nt
Organism: Aspergillus puulaauensis
Lineage: Eukaryota; Fungi; Ascomycota; Eurotiomycetes; Eurotiales; Aspergillaceae
Product: mitochondrial 54S ribosomal protein mL54
Exons: 2
Coding region: 1-723 (240 amino acids)
Cellular component (GO): mitochondrial large ribosomal subunit
Molecular function (GO): structural constituent of ribosome
Source: RefSeq, a predicted model, not a curated record
AUGAAAACUAUCUGCCAACGCUGCCGGUCGAGCAUCUUGACCCGACUACCACACCAGACCUUCACAUCCUCGCUGGGUGCGAGUCAACGAAUUCAAUUCCGCAACUACAGCGAUGGAAAGCCUUCGGUAUCCGCUGCACCCCCUCCACCUAAGCCUCGACAACCCAUCGGCGACGACAUCACCAUCCCGUCCGCAAUCUCAUCAGCUACCCCUGGCGUGUCGCAGCCUUUGAGUACCCCGGGAGGUGUCCACGUUGAUGUCGACCCGACCCAGCCUGCGAAAGCUGCAAAACCAGCCGUGGAACGACCCCCGAGUUCCUGCGUUCCUGGAACUCAAAUGCUGGGGCUCAAUUACUUCAGAAACAAGGCGGAUCCCAUUGCCCUGGAGGAUAACGAGUACCCCGAAUGGCUGUGGUCAUUACUGGAUAGUUCGAAGAAGGAGGCUAAGAAGGGUGGUGUUGAUCCAAACACCCUCAACAAGAAGCAACGCAAACGCUACGAGAAAAAGAUGGCCGCCCGUGCCGCAACAUUACCAGUCCAGAUCCCCGUUCACCACCAGGCUACAGAUAUCACGCCCGCCCAAUACAACCGCAAUGGGGAGACACCCGAGGAUAUACUGGGAGAGGCUGCCGAGAGUCUAGGGAAGCGAUCCGAAAUUACCAAGAGUUCGAGAGAGGCACGGAGAAAGGCCAUCAGAGAGGCCAACUUCUUGAGCGGACUUUAA